This is a messenger RNA of Rotaria socialis, 1179 nucleotides long. NCBI's taxonomy places the organism in Eukaryota, Metazoa, Rotifera, Eurotatoria, Philodinida, Philodinidae. The record is from the annotation of a GenBank genome assembly.
AUGUUCACGCUAUCACCGGGUGAUGCACUUGAUUUUGCAGCUGCCUUUGAAGAUGCAGCUGAAGAAUUACAUAUCCUUGGCAAAUUAGUUCCACCACAUUAUCAAUAUACAGAAGGAGCUGAUGAGAUUGUUCGCAAUCAAAUUGAAAAUGUAUUAAAUGCUCAACAUAAAAUCGAAGCUGAUUAUGAUGCACAAAUAUCACAUCGAGAUCAUUUACAACACAAUAGAGGGCAUGAUACUCUUGAGCAACCAAAUGCAAAAGAAAGUCAAAAAUUAAUGGAAGAAUUAAGUACCGAAUUAAAAAAGACUACAGCUGAUCUAAAAACAGGUGUCAAUAAAAUAAAUCGCAUGUUUAAUCAAAAUCCAUUAACAGCAGAUAAUAUGAAAAAAGUUGAACAAGAUCGUAUGUAUUUUGAAAAGUUAUUAACAAAAUCAAUUCUUGCUCUUCAUGAUCAUAAAUCUAUUGAACCCCUUAAAGUAAUGGUUGAAAAUGAACAAGAAUCAAAAAGUCAAUUUAUUCGUGUUGUUCGAAGCGAGGAAGAAAGCCGUCAACGAAUCAAGGAAUUAACACAAACUAUUCAAAAUAUUCGUCUAGAAAAGCAAACAGAAUUGGCACGACGUGCUGAAGUAAUAGCUUAUCAAAAAGAUCAAUUACAAGAGGCAAAAGCAAAAGCUCAACUUGAAAUAACAUAUGAAAAGAAAAAAUGUGAAAAUCACCUUGAGCAAAUUCGUGAACGUUGUUUUCUUGCUGAACAAGAAAUGCGUAAAGAAAAUGAUGCAUUAGAAAGUCGCUCUGAAGAUGAAAUGAAAUGCAAUUCUGAAACAGAAAAUUUCUUACGUGUUUUUAUCAAAGAUACCGGCCAAAAAACCGACGAAUGGCUUGAAAAAUAUAAUCAAGAGACAGCUUUGUUACAAACUCAACUAGAUAAAUUGAAAGCUGCACGUGCAACUGAUUUAGCAACUUAUCAAAGAAUCGCUGCUGAUUUUACUCAAUACGAAAAAGUUGUACGUGAGGAUCGAGCUGAAAAAGAACGCCGACGACGCCAAUUAGAACGUGAAGAGCAGCAAAUGAAUGCUGCAGUUAAAAUACAAUCAUGGUGGAGAGGAAUGCUUGUUAGACAUGCCAUUGGACCAAACAAGAAGAAAAAGGGGAAAAAAGGAAAAAAGAAGAAGAAAUAA